Molecule: messenger RNA, 3828 nt
Organism: Penicillium olsonii
Lineage: Eukaryota; Fungi; Ascomycota; Eurotiomycetes; Eurotiales; Aspergillaceae
Source: the annotation of a GenBank genome assembly
AUGCUAGAUCGGAGAGGAAACGUCGAGUCAUGUCAUCCAAACACCUGCAAAUGGAUUUUGAACCUGGAAAGGUAUCGGUCCUGGACGAGUGAGCCUCGUGGGCUAUUAUGGAUUAAGGGCAAACCGGGCGCUGGCAAGUCGACAUUGAUGGCAUUCUUACACAGUGAACUCUCAAAAAGCCCCAAUCAGGGUAUCCGGCUCGACUUUUUUUUUACUGCCCGGGGCGUAGAGCUACAACGAACACCCGUGGGCAUGCUUCGGUCUUUGCUGAACCAAAUAUUGGGCCUUGACCCGACAGUGGGUCCUCAGAUACGCAAGGCCUACGGGGAACAAUGCAGACGGUCUGGGACUGGGGAAGGCCUGUGGGGAUGGCCGAAAAACAUACUGGAAGACUUGUUUGCAGAUGUAAUCCUAGCAUCCGCCAGUAGACAACAUGUGACGGUCUUUAUUGAUGCCCUUGAUGAAACUGGGGCUGAGUCUGCUCAAAAACUCGUGAAAUAUUUCCAUCGACUUCUUGAACAGGCAGAGAAAGCAAAAACCUCGCUUCGAAUCUGCAUUGCAUGUCGACACUAUCCCAACACAGGGAACUCCGAGAGCGUGGAAAUACAUGUCGAGAAGCACAAUAAUGAAGAUAUCGCUUCAUAUAUCAAGGAAUCGCUCAACGGGACAGAUAUGGAUCCAAGCCCUAGCCAAGACAAGCCACAGCACCAAAUGCUGAUGGAAAGCCUAAUCCAGCAAUUGAAUGGUGUUUUCCAAUGGGCUCACCUCAUGAUUCCUCUCACCCAGCAAAGAAUCUUGGAUGGAGUUUCAUUCGAUGACAUAUGUUGCUGGAUAUCCAAUGUCCCAACUGGCCUGGAAGAUAUGUACCUGUGCAUUUUGAAGAACGUGAUCCAAGUAUGGAACCUGCAGGAGUCGUUCCUGCUAUUUCAGUGGCUGUCUCUAGCUGAGCGGCCACUGACCGUGACGGAGAUGCGGUAUGCCCUGGCAGCUGGGAAUGCACAGAUAACACGUACCCCAAAGGCCAUGGAGGACACCUCUGGGUUCAUUCAAAGUGACACAGUCAUGAAACAAAGAAUUAAAGCUCUCUCUGGUGGUUUGGCCGAAGUGAUAUCAAGCGGGGGCCUGAAGGAAGUCGUUCAGGUGAUUCACCAGUCUGUCAACGAUUUUCUGCGCAAGGAAGGGCUAGCCGUUUUAAGUGAUCUUAUCGGCGCCAGCAGUCCAGGUGCCAAAGCUGAAGAUAUAGUCUUCCAAUCUCAAGCAAGCCUCUACCGAUCUUGUCUUUAUUAUCUGGCCAUACACCACCUUCGAGGCCAGACUUCUAGAAAGUGCCCGGAAUCACAGGACGAUUUGAUCCAGAACCACCCAUUCCUUUUUUAUGCCACAACCAACCUAUUCAUCCAUGCGGGAAAAGCUGCUCAGUUCCGUGCUUUCAAACUACACAACGAGCAAGGUGUCCUCGCGCAAGUUAUAAGCCACUGGACCUGGAUAUACAAGACUCUCCAAGGGUGGAGUGAUCUUUGCCCACGAAUCGGCACUACUGUCCUUCACAUGGCUGCAGCCGCAAACCUGGUUGAUAUAUUAGAGCGUGUGCCCCCCAAAAGAGAGACACUGUCUGUCAAAGACGAAGAUGGGAAUACUGCGCUCCAUUUAGCCGCACGACACGGCCAUAUCACCGGGGUACGCAUUUUACGCGGGAAAGGAGCGGACUGCGAGUCAGGCAAUAUAUUUGAAAAGACGCCAUUGAUUGAAGCGGCUAGCUUUGGAAAUGUGAAAUUCGUCAAAUGGAUCGUGCAUAGUGGGGCUGGCCUUGAAGCGACAACGGAAGAAGGCGAGAGUGCUCUCUAUGCAGCUUCAUUGGAAGGACAUGAGAUGGUUGUUGAUAUUUUGCUCGCACUUGGCGCCAAUGUCAACGCCCGGGGUGGCCUAUACGGCAAUGCCCUACAGGCUGCUGCUCUACGUGGCAAAAAAGAUACUAUCAGGGUACUCCUAGACGCUGGUGCCGAUGUAAACGCUCAGGGUGGUGCAUACGGAAAUGCCCUACAAGCAGCAGCAGUAUUUGGCAGAGACGUUGAUUCCUUACAGGCACUCCUGAACGCUGACGCCGAUGUCAACGCCCAGGGUGGUGUAUACGGAAAUGCCCUACAAGCAGCAGCAGCAUUUGGCAGAGACUUUGAAUCCUUACAGGCACUCCUGAACGCUGGUGCCGAUGUCAAUGCCCAGGGUGGUGUAUACGGAAAUGCCUUACAGGCUUCUGCUGUAGGUCGCGCAGGAGAUGCUACCAGGCUACUCUUACACGCUGGUGCCGAUGCCAACGCCCAGGGUGGUGUAUACGGAAAUGCCCUACAAGCAGCAGCAUCAUUUGGCAUUGACAUUGAUACCUUACAGGCACUCCUGAACGCUGGUGCCGAUGUCAAUGCCCAGGGUGGUCUAUACGGCAAUGCCCUACAAGCAGCAGCAGUAUUUGGCAGAGACGUUGAUUCCUUACAGGCACUCCUGAACGCUGACGCCGAUGUCAACGCCCAGGGUGGUGUAUACGGAAAUGCCCUACAAGCAGCAGCAGCAUUUGGCACAGACGUUGAUAUCUUACAGGUACUCCUGAACGCUGGUGCUAAUGUCAACGCCCAGGGUGGCAAAUACGGCAAUGCCCUACAGGCUGCUGCUUUAUGUGGCAAAGAAGAUACUAUCAGGGUACUCCUAGACGCUGGUGCCGAUGUGAACGCCCAGGGUGGCAAAUACGGCAAUGCCUGGCAGGCUGCCGCUGUGUCGAGGACAGAAUGUGGUGUUUUCGAGCUAAUCCUUGAAACUGGGGGCCAUGUCAAUGCGCGAGGUGGUAAAUAUGGGUCACCUCUCGCAGGGGCGCUUUGUGUUAGUAAAAUUAAGAGAGCUGAGAUUCUUCUCCGCGCCGGCGCAAACACCUUGGUAGCAGAUGAGUUUGAACGAACUCCUCUCCAUUUUGCGGCCUUACACAAUGCCCUCGAUCUUCUCCAUCACUUCCCGAAGCUCCUGUUGUCUGUCAACAAACGUGAUAUGCUUUCCCAAACCCCCUUUCAUCUGGCUAUUUGCCUCGGACACGACGAAUUUGCCACAAUUCUCCUUCAAUCUGGUGCCGAUCCUUCUCUCUCAGACGGGUAUGGCCGAAACUCCCUAGACUGGGCAAUUGAAAAUGAAGUGUUGGCACACCAGAUCCGAAACCAUUGGCCUUCAAUUGUUACAACGCCCCAAAAAAUCCAACAACUUACUGUUCGUCAAUCUAUCAUCCAGAUUUCACAAAGAAUUCUUCAGUUUCAGCUCGAUAUUCCACUGCCACUUGUACGGCAACUGGGUCACUAUCUACUGUUCGUCGGUGACUCGGACAAGGCCCAACGUCUAUUUCAGAUGGACCUCAAUGAAGACCCCGCUCAUUCCAAGACAGUCUGUGAUAUCUGUACCCAGACCAUUGAUCACUGGCUUCCUGUGGAUGAAUCCUGCUCCCAGAAGAGACUAUGCCAGCCCUGCUAUAAAAAAGAUCGUCUUCACUAUGGAUUGCACCCAGAUCAAAGGUACAGAGUCUUCCAGGUGCUACAUGAUUGCGAACGAAACCUUCCCUCUACUACCUCUGAAAUGAAAGAAUUGAGGAAAAUCGUCGGUGGGCUUCUUGCGCAAAAUGUUGAUGGGAGUGGGACGGAGCGAUCCAAUGAUUCCACGCCCUCCCGGCCCUCUCCCGUCAUGCUAUCCAGCUUCCUUGGCGUGAAGAAUCUUUCUCCAGAUUCUGGGUCAGUCUCAAUAAUGUGUUAUCUUUUGGUUGGGUUGGUGGCAGUUUUAUGUGCGUAUUGGUGUGUCUUGCUUUGA